This is a messenger RNA of Oryzias melastigma (Indian medaka), 8339 nucleotides long. Its product is annotated as myosin heavy chain, fast skeletal muscle. Gene Ontology annotation, cellular component: myosin complex. The record is from RefSeq and is a predicted model, not a curated record. The coding region runs from base 2404 to 8223 and encodes 1939 amino acids. Gene Ontology annotation, molecular function: ATP binding; cytoskeletal motor activity; actin filament binding. The transcript is spliced from 41 exons. Lineage: Eukaryota; Metazoa; Chordata; Actinopteri; Beloniformes; Adrianichthyidae.
CCUAUUUUAAGUUUGAAAAUAGAAAAGUUAAUAAAAACAGUGAAAAUACAUUAACCCUUUAACACCUUGUGAUGCUUAAGCGCAAAAUUUUUAACGUACUGCAACUUUUCAACUGUUUUCUCUUUCAAAAUCUACUGGAAUCACAUUGAUCGUGUUAACAGUUGAAAAGUUAUAGUAAAUCAAAUAAUAUAAACUUUAUAUAUAGAAAAACUUUCAUACACUUUUUUUUUUCUUUUAAAAUAACAUUUCUUAACUUUAACAUGAAACCGCUACAGUUAAUGCAGCAUCACGUUGGGAGAGCUGAGGAUAACGAGGAUGGUGAGUGGCAGGUAACAUAAGCAGCGUGUUUACACGUCUGCAACAUGAGGCUCCUUGCAAGUGUUGAUGAGACUUCAGUGACCCUUCCGUCAGCAUUGCAAGACUGACACCCCCCUGAAUGUCUUUAGCACUGCUGGGAGCUCACAGAGGAGCAACCAGCAGCUCCUGCGGUCAUGUUGUAAAAAAUAACAGAAGGAAACAAUUAGCACCAUUGUGAAAGAAAGUUAUUCAACUGAAAUAAAAUGCAUGAAAAAGGAAACUUUCUUAAACAGAAAAACAACAACUAUGGCAAUAUACAAUAAAAUAAAUGGCAAAGAACUUAAAAAAAUAAAAUCCAAUUAACACAUUUUAAUGACACAUUUCUUAAAGGAAAAAAAUUAAACUCUCUCAAAAUAGAAAAAAAUAACCAAUAACUGUCAACUAGCAAAAAAUUAAGUUUCGUAAUAAAUUUGGUACCACCACUGUCCUAGUUUUGUGUCUUAAAUUCUAGGCUUAAUUACCACUUAAAAAUAUAACACCUUAUUCUUACAAACAUAUUGACAAAAAGGAGCCACAUAGGUGGAUAAACAAAAGACAUUGUUAAAAAAACACAUAAUUUACAGUUUUUACAAACCCGAAAUAAUUAUUUCAAAUCUCAUUUACAAAUCCUAGUGGUCAAAGUGAAUAUAACUUUUCUUAUAUCACUGCCUUUUAAACGUUAGCUCCAAAGUUUAAAUUACAUUAUUGAAAAAAAUAGUCAAAUAAAAUACUUACAGUUUAAAAAUCAAGUCAACAGUUCUUAAAAAUGAAUUUUCACGCUGUCUGUUUCCAGCCAUUUGACUUGAAUGCUGCUCUCCACUCACACCGGUUUAUUAUCUUCAGCUCAGCUGUUGCGCUUUGACAAAUGCAGAAACUCGCGGACACAUAUCAAACGUGAUUAAAAAGACAAUAAACCUCUUGAGCAUGCAGCCUUUGGCUUCAGCAUCAUUGUGCGCCUGCUGCUAUUUUUGAGGAUUGCCCAAAUAAGAGAGAAGAUUUCAAAGCAGGCAUCAUGUAAUGCAGCUUCACUUAAGACAGGGACCUAUUCUAACUUUGGAUAACCACUUAUGAAUUUCUUGUUCACAUUAACCGAUGUAAGGUGACCCUUUCUCAAAAAAACAAAAAAACAACGCCCUUAAUGGCUGCUUACUUGCUUUCACUUAUAAAUCAUUAAUGUUCCAUCUUCCAUCAACAGCAGCAUCAUUUUAACCAUCUGCUGACAAACUAAAUGCUUUUCUUUCAACUAAAAGGAACUGAGCAAGUUUGAUUAAAACAAUAAUUCAAUAAAUACGUAUGGAAAAUAGCAUCCUUGGGAAAAAAAGUGCAAAAAAACAGAAUACCUUUAUCAGAUUGGUCACUCAAAAACUCUUUCUUAAGAGAGUAAUUGUAGAAGAAGAGCUGCUGCCUAUUCUUCUGCUGCUUCCCUGGAAGGAUUGAGUGUAUUAAAGAAGAAUGAGCAGCUGUUACAUUGUCUUCAAGGUGAUCCUCUGGCAGCGGCACAGGCCCUCCUUCUACUUUUUAAUCAUUUCUGACCCGUAUGGACUCUGAAACUGUAUAUCACUGGCUUUUAAGGUCUCACCAAAGCAUAGCAAAUAUCUACUGUUGUGCCAAAGAGCUUUAAAAAAGAUGCAUUAGUCACAUCUUUGGACUGUCUGGAUCUGCUGACUGACUCUGGAACUUUAGAAUGAGAAAAAAAAGCUCCAUAUUUAGGUUUCAUUCUCACAUGAUUUUAACUGUUUUGAAGAUGUUACUGUGAACAUAUUUGAAGGACAUUUACUACCGUUGAUAUGUCAGAAGAGUUAGAAAUGUAAGGCAAAAAACUGUAUUGUUCUUUAUAUGGCUGGAAGGGCAAUGUCAUGAAAUACAAUGGCACACAUACAGCGAGGAGCUGAUGCUGCCACAUGACCAGACAACAUGACCAAAUACAGAACCGGUGAUGGGUUUCCACCACACUAUAUAAAAGGACCAGGAACCACAGCUGAGGACUCCCACCCAGCAAAGAGGUCUUCACUGAAGUCUGCAGGACGACCUUCUUCUCACCUGGUUUGCUCCACGUAAAGGGUCAUCAUGAGUGGGGACGCAGAGAUGGAGUGUUUUGGGGCGGCGGCCCCUUACCUCCGCAAGCCAGAAAGAGAAAGACUUGAGGCUCAAAACACCCCAUUUGAUGCGAAAACGGCUUAUUUUGUGACUGAGCCCAGCGAGAUGUACCUUAAAGGAAAGCUGGUGAAAAAAGAAGGAGGCAAGGCCACUGUGGAAACUCUGGAGGGAAAGAGUCUCACGGUGAAGGAAGAUGAAAUCUUCCCCAUGAACCCCCCGAAGUUUGACAAGAUUGAGGACAUGGCCAUGAUGACCCACCUCAACGAGCCUGCUGUGCUGUAUAACCUCAAAGAGCGUUAUGCAGCAUGGAUGAUCUAUACCUACUCAGGGCUGUUCUGCGUCACUGUGAACCCCUACAAGUGGCUGCCAGUGUAUGAUACAAUGGUUGUCACAGCGUACAGAGGAAAGAAGAGGAUUGAGGCUCCGCCCCACAUCUUCUCCAUCUCUGAUAAUGCCUAUCAGUUCAUGCUGCAAGACAGAGAAAACCAGUCCAUCCUGAUUACCGGAGAAUCUGGAGCAGGAAAAACUGUCAACACCAAACGUGUCAUCCAGUACUUUGCGACAAUCGCAGCAGCUGGUGGAAGCAAGAAAGCUGAGCCUGUUCCUGGCAAAAUGCAGGGGACACUGGAAGAUCAAAUCAUUGCAGCAAAUCCACUGCUGGAAGCUUACGGCAACGCCAAGACUGUGAGAAAUGACAAUUCCUCACGAUUUGGUAAAUUUAUCAGAAUUCACUUUGGGUCGACUGGAAAGCUCGCUUCUGCAGAUAUUGAAACGUAUCUGCUAGAGAAAUCUCGAGUGACAUUCCAGCUGUCUGCUGAGAGGAGCUACCACAUCUUCUAUCAGCUCCAAACAGGACACAAACCUGAGCUAAUAGAGGCUCUCCUCAUCACCACCAACCCAUACGACUAUGCCAUGAUCAGCCAGGGAGAAAUCACAGUUAAAAGUAUCAAUGACAUUGAAGAAUUCAUUGCGACUGAUACUGCCAUCGACAUCCUGGGAUUCACUGCAGAGGAGAAGAUGAGCAUUUACAAGCUGACUGGAGCUGUGAUGCAUCAUGGGAGCAUGAAGUUCAAGCAGAAGCAGCGUGAGGAGCAGGCUGAGCCUGAUGGCACUGAAGUUGCAGAUAAAAUCGCAUACCUGAUGGGCCUGAACUCAGCCGACCUGCUGAAGGCUCUGUGCUACCCGAGAGUCAAAGUGGGAAAUGAGUUUGUGACGAAGGGUCAGACCGUCCCACAGGUCAACAACGCUGUGUCGGCUCUCUGCAAGUCUGUCUAUGAGAAAAUGUUCUUGUGGAUGGUGGUCAGAAUCAAUGAGAUGCUGGAUACCAAGCAGCCCAGAAGCUUCUUCAUUGGCGUCUUGGACAUUGCUGGCUUUGAAAUCUUUGAUUACAACAGCUUGGAGCAGCUGUGCAUCAACUUCACCAACGAAAAACUGCAACAGUUCUUCAACCAUCACAUGUUCGUCCUGGAGCAAGAAGAGUAUAAGAAAGAGGGAAUUGAAUGGGAGUUCAUUGACUUUGGCAUGGACUUGGCUGCUUGCAUUGAGCUUAUUGAGAAGCCAAUGGGCAUCUUCUCCAUCCUGGAAGAGGAGUGUAUGUUCCCUAAGGCAACAGACAUGACCUUCAAGAGCAAACUGUACGACCAGCAUCUGGGAAAAAGUGCUCCAUUCCAGAAACCCAAACCCGCCAAAGGCAAAGCUGAGGCCCAUUUCUCUCUGGUCCACUACGCUGGCACUGUGGACUAUAAUGUCACGGGCUGGCUGGACAAGAACAAGGACCCUCUGAACGACUCUGUGGUCCAGCUCUACCAGAAGGCUUCCACCAAACUCCUGGCUCACCUUUAUGCCACACAUGCCUCUGUUGAUGCUGAGAGUGGAGGUGGAAAGAAAGCUGGAAAGAAGAAGGGCGGCUCAUUCCAGACAGUGUCUGCAUUGUUCAGGGAGAAUCUGGGCAAGCUGAUGACGAACCUGAGGAGCACUCAUCCACAUUUUGUGCGCUGUUUGAUUCCAAAUGAAUCAAAGACUCCAGGUCUCAUGGAGAACUUCCUGGUCAUCCAUCAGCUGAGGUGUAACGGCGUGCUGGAGGGGAUCAGGAUCUGCAGGAAAGGCUUCCCCAGCAGAAUCCUCUAUGGUGACUUCAAGCAGAGAUACAAAGUAUUGAAUGCCAGCGUCAUCCCUGAGGGGCAAUUUAUCGACAACAAGAAGGCCUCAGAGAAACUCUUGGGUUCCAUUGAAGUUGAUCACACUCAGUACAAAUUCGGACACACUAAGGUGUUCUUCAAAGCUGGUUUGCUUGGAACUCUGGAGGAGAUGAGAGACGAGAAACUGGCAGAGCUGGUCACAAUGACUCAAGCUCUCUGCAGAGGAUUUCUCAUGAGACGCGAGUUUGUCAAGAUGAUGGAAAGACGGGAUGCGAUUUACUCCAUCCAGUACAACAUCCGAGCAUUCAUGAAUGUCAAAACUUGGCCAUGGAUGAAACUGUAUUUCAAGAUCAAGCCUCUGCUGAAGAGUGCAGAGACCGAGAAGGAGAUGGCUCAGAUGAAAGAAACAUUUGAAAAGACCAAAGAAGAUCUAACCAAAGCUCUGGCUAAAAAGAAAGAGCUGGAGGAGAAGAUGGUUUCUCUGCUCCAGGAGAAGAAUGACCUGCUGUUACAAGUGCAGUCUGAGGGAGAAAAUCUGGCCGAUGCAGAGGAGAGGUGUGAGGGGCUCAUUAAAGCCAAAAUCCAGCUGGAGGCAAAGCUCAAAGAGACUGCCGAGAGACUGGAGGAUGAGGAGGAGAUCAACGCAGAGCUGACUGCAAAGAAGAGAAAGCUGGAGGACGAGUGCUCCGAGUUAAAAAAGGACAUUGAUGACUUGGAGCUCACUCUGGCCAAAGUGGAAAAGGAGAAACAUGCCACUGAGAACAAGGUCAAGAACCUCACAGAGGAGAUGGCUUCUCAGGAUGAGACCAUUGCCAAACUGACCAAAGAGAAGAAGGCCCUCCAAGAGGCCCAUCAGCAGACCCUGGAUGACCUGCAGGCAGAGGAAGACAAAGUCAACACUCUGACGAAGGCCAAGACCAAGCUGGAGCAGCAAGUGGAUGAUCUUGAAGGUUCACUGGAGCAGGAGAAGAAGCUCCGCAUGGACCUGGAGCGAGCUAAGAGGAAGCUGGAAGGAGAUCUGAAACUGGCCCAGGAGUCCAUAAUGGAUCUGGAGAAUGACAAGCAGCAGUCUGAGGAGAAAAUUAAGAAGAAGGACUUUGAGAUGAGCCAACUUCUUAGUAAGAUUGAGGACGAGCAGUCUCUGGGAAUUCAGCUGCAGAAGAAGAUAAAGGAGCUUCAGGCUCGCAUUGAGGAGCUGGAGGAAGAGAUCGAAGCAGAGCGAGCCGCUCGGGCCAAAGUGGAGAAGCAGAGGUCUGACCUCUCCAGGGAGCUGGAGGAGAUCAGCGAGCGCCUGGAAGAAGCUGGAGGAGCAACUGCAGCUCAGAUCGAGAUGAGCAAGAAGCGCGAGACUGAGUUUCAGAAGCUGCGGCGGGAUCUCGAAGAGGCCACGCUGCAGCAUGAAGCCACGGCAGCAGCUCUCCGUAAGAAGCAGGCCGACAGCGUGGCUGAGCUGGGAGAGCAGAUCGACAACCUGCAGAGAGUCAAGCAGAAGCUGGAGAAAGAAAAGAGUGAAUACAAGAUGGAGAUCGAUGACCUCAGCAGCAACAUGGAGGCCAUUGCCAAAGCAAAAGGAAACCUGGAGAAAAUGUGCAGGACCUUAGAGGAUCAGCUGAGUGAGCUCAAAUCCAAGAACGAUGAAAAUGUCCGUCAACUGAAUGACAUCAGUGCACAAAAGGCUCGACUUCAGACUGAAAACGGAGAAUUUGGUCGUCAGCUGGAGGAGAAGGAGGCACUCGUGUCUCAGCUGACCAGAGGCAAGCAGGCUUUCACCCAGCAGAUUGAAGAGUUGAAGAGACACAUCGAGGAGGAAGUGAAGGCCAAGAACGCUCUGGCUCACGCUGUCCAGUCAGCUCGUCAUGACUGUGAUCUGCUCAGAGAGCAGUAUGAGGAGGAGCAGGAGGCUAAAGCUGAGCUGCAGCGCGCCAUGUCCAAGGCUAACAGUGAGGUGGCUCAAUGGAGAACCAAAUAUGAGACCGACGCUAUUCAGCGCACUGAGGAGCUGGAGGAGGCAAAGAAAAAGCUGGCUCAGCGUCUUCAGGAUGCAGAGGAGUCCAUCGAGGCCGUGAACGCAAAAUGCGCCUCUCUAGAAAAGACUAAACAGAGGCUGCAGGCGGAAGUGGAGGAUCUGAUGAUCGACGUGGAGAGAGCUAAUGCUCUGGCUGCCAGUCUGGACAAGAAGCAGAGAAACUUUGACAAGGUCCUUGCAGAGUGGAAGCAAAAGUACGAGGAGAGCCAGGCAGAGCUGGAGGGAGCGCAGAAAGAAGCUCGCUCCAUCAGCACUGAGAUUUUUAAGCUGAAAAAUUCAUAUGAGGAAUGCCUGGAUCAGCUGGAGACAAUGAAGAGAGAAAACAAAAACCUGCAACAGGAGAUCUCAGACUUAACUGAACAAAUUAGUGAGAGCGGAAAAAACAUUCAUGAGCUGGAAAAGGCGAAGAAGGCAGUGGAGACGGAGAAAUCCGACCUCCAAACGUCUCUUGAAGAGGCAGAGGCUACGCUGGAACACGAGGAGUCCAAGAUUCUCCGCGUUCAGCUUGAACUCACCCAAGUCAAGAGUGAAAUCGACAGGAAACUUGCAGAGAAGGACGAGGAGAUCGAGCAGAUCAAGAGGAACAGCCAGAGGGUGAUCGAGUCCAUGCAGACCACCCUGGAUUCUGAGGUCAGGAGCAGGAACGACGCCUUGAGAAUCAAGAAGAAGAUGGAAGGAGACCUCAACGAGAUGGAAAUUCAACUCAGCCACGCCAACCGGCAGGCCGCUGAAGCCCAGAAACAGCUGAGAAAUGUGCAGGGACACCUCAAGGACACCCAGCUCCAUCUUGAUGAUGCCAUCAGAGGCCAAGACGACAUGAGAGAGCAGGUUGCAAUGGUGGAGCGCAGGAACAACCUGAUGAUGGCUGAGAUCGAGGAGCUGAGAGCUGCUCUGGAGCAGACUGAGAGGAGCCGCAAAGUGGCUGAACAGGAGCUUGUUGAUGCCAGCGAGCGUGUGGGACUGCUGCACUCUCAGAACACCAGCCUCAUCAACACCAAGAAGAAGCUGGAGGGUGACCUGGUUCAGAUUCAAGGCGAGGUGGAAGAUGCCGUCCAGGAAGCAAGAAAUGCUGAGGACAAAGCAAAGAAGGCAAUCACCGACGCUGCCAUGAUGGCAGAAGAGCUGAAGAAGGAGCAGGACACCAGUGCUCAUUUGGAGAGGAUGAAGAAGAACCUGGAGGUGACCGUGAAGGACCUGCAGCACCGCCUUGAUGAAGCUGAAAAUCUGGCCAUGAAGGGGGGCAAGAAGCAGCUCCAGAAACUGGAGGCUCGGGUUCGGGAACUGGAAGCUGAAGUUGAUGCUGAGCAGAGACGUGGUGCAGAUGCUAUCAAGGGAGUUCGAAAAUAUGAAAGAAGAGUGAAAGAGCUCACCUACCAGACUGAGGAGGACAAGAAGAAUCUUGCUAGACUUCAAGAUCUGGUGGACAAGCUGCAACUGAAGCUGAAGGCCUACAAGCGACAGGCUGAGGAGGCUGAAGAACAGGCCAACACUCACCUGACCAGGUACAGGAAGGUGCAGCAUGAGAUGGAGGAAGCUCAGGAGAGGGCUGACAUCGCCGAAUCUCAGGUUAACAAGAUGAGGGCCAAGAGCCGCGAAAUGAUCAAGACUAAAGAAGGAGAAGAGUGAUGAAAAAACCAAAGUAGCAGAGCAAGAGGGAGUCAAAAUGGCCGUCUUGUUGCUCGCUAACCUUCAUAUCUAAGCAUGCUGUGAUCACUCAUAAAUAAAAAUGCAGGAAACUUGCA